Molecule: messenger RNA, 997 nt
Organism: Bursaphelenchus okinawaensis
Lineage: Eukaryota; Metazoa; Nematoda; Chromadorea; Rhabditida; Aphelenchoididae
Source: the annotation of a GenBank genome assembly
AUGAUGUCGUGGUUUGGUGGCAGCUCAACUCCGGCUGAAACUUCUCAGCCAGUAGAACAACAACAAAAUGAGCAAGAAGACUUGUCCAGUCAACUCUACAAUCAACCGGUAUUGGCGUUGGAUCGUAUCAAGCACUCAGGAGUUGCGCUCAAAACACAAAUGACACCCUAUUUGCAGGUCAGUUUGAAAUUGUUAUAGUGUUUGAAGGAAAUUGAAAAUUUAAUUUUUGUGUUGUAAUUUCUGUAAGAUACUCUAUAUUUAUCAUUCAGCUUGAUAUGUUAUUGUUUGAUAUGACUUUAAGAAUUUUUGUUUGAUUUUUUGUUAAAACAUUUUUUUUGUAUUUCAGAUGGACCCCAGCAUGUUUAAAGCUUCACAACCAGAAUACAUAAUGCCUGAGGGUAACGAGCACGGUAAAGGAAAGUUUGAGUUUGCUUUGGGACACAUUGGAUGGGCAGUAGCAGGAGGAUUCGCAGUGGGAUCGUUGCGCGGUUUUGUCCCAGAAAUUAUGAAUCCCGACACAAGGCAAUUGGUAGGUAUACUGUAUUUACGGCUUUAAAUAACUCAGUAUUAUAUAAAAAUGAUAAUAUGCUGACGUGAGUCAUAAAAACUCUGUCGAAAUAUUUUAAAUUAAAUUUUUUUGAUACAAGAUGUAGCAUGCUAUAGCAUUGUGUGUUUAUCACAAACAUUUCAGCGUGGUAAGCCGUGGUUAACCCGUAUGGUUAACGCGACAGUAAAACACGGUAGCGGCUACGCUCAACCGGCUGGCGCUGCCGUCUUCAUGUUUUCGGUACUGGAAAUCGGGCUGAAGAGUGCUCGAGCUGACGACGAUCUUAACACUUUGGGAGCCGGUGCCUUGGCUGGAGCCAUCUACCGAAGCCCAUACGGUACCCGUGCCGCAGGCAUGGGCGCUCUCAUGGGCCUUUUAAUGGCUACCACUUGGGUUCUUGUGAAUCCGGACAGCAGAGGAAGAAUCCGCGAAAUGGUCAGCUUCGCCUAG